UAAUUCCGCAGAAACGUUUGGGCCUGAGCAAGUAUCGUUAGCUGGACCUUCCUUAUCCACCAACCACCGUGCGAUCUCAGACUAGACCAGCCUCUCCGUCCUCCCCACCCUAUCGGACCACGCCGGGUCUUUCCGGCCAUGUGGUCCCCACCACCACCUCUGCCGCUCCAGCUCCAGCUCCGGCAAUCGCCACCGACGCUGCCUCUCUUCUCCCACGGCCGCCGCCUCAGCCGUAUCGCCGCCUCCCAAGAGGACCCCCUCACGGCCCUGACCCGCGUCCUGUGGGGCCGGGCCCUCCCCCCUUCCCAGCUCGUCCUCGCCGUCCGCCACGGCUGGACCACCGCGUGGCGGCUCCUCAUGCGGCAGCUCGCCCCCUCGGACCCUUCCACGGGCGCCUUCACCCGCACCCCGUCCCGCUUCCCCGCCGUCGUGGCCGCGCCGAGCCCGACCGCCUCCCUCCACCUCUACGUCGGCCUCCCCUGCCCCUGGGCCCACCGCGCGCUCCUCGUCCGGGCCCUCCUCGGCCUCCACCGCCGCCUCCCCGUCUCCGUCGCCGUCCCCGGCGACGACGGCGCCUGGUCAUUCACGGCCGCCAGCCCCGACAGGCUCUACGGCAAGUGCAGGCUCCGCGACGUCUAUGGCGCGGGGACCGGGGAGUUCGAGGGCAGGGCGUCCGUGCCCAUGCUCUGGGACGCCGACCGCCGCCAGGUCCUCUGCAACGAGAGCAUCGAGAUCGCCAAGUUCCUCUGCACCCUCGCCGGAGACGACGGAGACCUCGACCUGUACCCGCCGGAGCUCCGCGGGGAGAUCGACCGCUGGUACGGCAUCAUCUACCCGAGCGUCAACAACGGCGUGUACCGCUGCGGGUUCGCGCAGAGCCAGCAGGCCUACGACGCUGCGGCCGGCGAGCUCUUCGCCGCGCUGGACACGCUCGAGGAACACCUCUCCCGGUCCCGGUACCUCUGCUCCGGCGAUGGCCUCACGCUGGCAGACGUCUGCCUCUUCACGACGCUCAUACGGUUCGACCUCGUGUACAACCCGCUGUUCCGGUGCACCAGGAGGAAGCUCGUCGAGUACCCCAGCCUCCACGCCUACACGCGGGAGAUCUACCAGAUGCCCGGCGUUGCCGACACCUGCGACAUGGACGCUAUUGCCGAGGGGUACUUUGGGACCCUAUUCCCGCUCAACCCCGGCGGGAUCCAGCCCGUCGUACCCGCGAGCUGCGGCCGGGAAGCGCUCAUGGAGCCGCACGGCAGAGAGGCCUUGCCUUCUUCUGCACCUGCUGCUGCUGGUAGGCAGCUAGGAGCGGCUAGUAGUGUUUCCUAGUGUCUAGGAUGAUUACAAGCCUUCCUAGAAUCAAUCCUAGUGAAGAAGCUGGAUGGUGUAGCACAUAAGUUACUUUACUGAAUAAUAACUCUGUAUAGACAGGAUGAAAGCAAUGACAGAUCGAAUUUCAUGUGUCA
Molecule: messenger RNA, 1463 nt
Organism: Brachypodium distachyon (stiff brome)
Lineage: Eukaryota; Viridiplantae; Streptophyta; Magnoliopsida; Poales; Poaceae
Product: glutathionyl-hydroquinone reductase PcpF
Exons: 1
Coding region: 139-1326 (395 amino acids)
Cellular component (GO): cytoplasm
Molecular function (GO): glutathione transferase activity
Source: RefSeq, a predicted model, not a curated record